UUGCGCAACGCGGGCUCUCGGUCACAAAUACAUAUACAUAUACAUAAUAAAGUUUUACAACGCACGCACGCACGCACACACAUGCAUGAUAAAUACAUACAUUUGUACUGUGCCAGUUUCAAUCAAAUAUAAUAAUUAUUGUAAAUAGUUCCAUCAAACGUGUCGCGAAAGUUCUUGUUAAUAAUUCGGGCCAAAAUUUAACCCAACUAAUUUUACCGAAAUUAUACAUAGAAAAAUUGAGGCUGUGCCGACUCCAUGUGGAAAUGGCACUAAAUUUCAAUUGGUUAUAAUCAACUUAAGUGUACUUACAAUCUAACUAACUAACUUAGAAACAAACAAACAAACCAACGACCCAGUAAAGAUGUAGUCAAGACCCAGCAAUGUCUUAAGUGUACCGGCCAGCUGGUGAGCUGAAAUCAAACUGGAUCUUGGAUAUCCGAAAUUCCAUAUUUGCGUUACCUGAGAAACUUUGAGCGGGUAGUUUGAGGAAUGGAAUCGAUGAAUGAACUAAUUGAUUCGCAAGCGUUCAGCCAGCAGCUGAUUGUGGAAACAAGUGAAUUUAUUGGAGUUGAACCAGCACACCAGACGCAGACGCAGACACAGGAGGGCGAGUCCGAGUGCGGUGGGGGGUCUGGUGAUGCAGUGACAGGAAUGAAGUACGUCAAGCCACGUUCAGAUCCGCAUUCGCCGGCGGCUCUAAGCAGCCAGGCCAUGCAGACCCUGAUCGCAACACACACGGACAGCAGCCGGUUGCAUGAUGAUGAGGAUUCCACGUCUGUGGUUAUGGUCAUCGACGAAAUGGGUCACAACAAUUUGCAGGCGACCUAUCAAAUUGUGCCUCAACAGCUUCAACUGCACGGUGGCCGGAGUCUGCCAAUGUCCCUGCUUCCGAUGCACCAGGAGCGUCAUAGUCCAGUCGAUUUCGGGGGUUCAGACAUAAGCCUUGAUGGCUUGAGCGUAAGUACAACAUCCCAGAUAAUUGCAGUCAAACAGGAGCACAAGCUGGUCAUUGUACGGGAAAACGCCGAUGUCAAUGGGAUUAAUCGCCGCGCCAGCCCUCAUAUCGACAUUAACAUGUCAAAUAUCAAUGUGAGCGUCAUCGAUGAGCUCUCCUCUGAUGGCGGCGGCGGCGUCGGCGGCGGCAUGGAGGAGGUCACUCUAAACCAACAUCACCAACAGCUUUUGGAUGACCAGCACCACCAUCACCAGCACCAUCAGCACCAGUCCCAUCAGCACCAGCCCCAUCAGCAGCACCACCACCAACAAUAUGGUCAUCGACUUGCCGCAUCCUCAUCCGAAUUGAUCCAUCACCAGGUCCAGGUCCAGCAGCAGCAGCAGCAGCAGCAGCAGCGUCAACAUCAGCGUCCAGUACAACUGGGAAUGGGCAGUCAUGGACAUGGGCAUCAUCGAGAGGCGCUGUCCGUUAUUGUGCAGGCACAGGAGGACAUUGACGAGGACAUUGAUGAGGACGAGGAUGAUGAUGACCGCGAUUCGGGGGGGCAGUUGCUUAGCCCUGCUUUGGCCGUUGACAAUGCACUGGAGCAUAGCACGUACCAAACAUUGACAUCGGUCAAUAAUCGCAUAUCAGAGCCGGGCUUCAGCCCAACGUCAUAUGCAACGCUGACACCUAUCCAGCCGCUUCCGCCCAUAUCCACGAUGUCCGAUAAGUUCGCCUAUGUGGGUCACAUUUCCGGCAGCGCCAGUUCGUCGGGCAGCGCCAAUGGCAGCAACAAUUCGACUGGCAGGAUCAGCAACAACUGUGGCACUGGCGGCACCUCGGAUGGCUCAUUCACCAGUUUACCUAUGCCCAUUGAGGGCGCACACCAGGGCUCCUUGGGUAACCUGAGCUUGAGCGGAUUGGGCGGAGUUCAGUCGCCGUAUUCCUCCUAUGAUAAAUUGCCUUCGCUGAUUUCACCUCCGCCUCACAAUUUUGCCAGCUCUCCAUCGCACGGACUGUCCGGAAUGGUUGGCUCAUGCGAUCUGCACACUCACAGCUCCUCGGUGCCAUCGCCGGUGUCUGGCUCGGUGCCAGGUGGUGGUUGUGAUACGCUCUCGCCUCACUCCGAGUUGCACUCGCAUUCGCACUCACAUUCUCCUCAACUUCAGGGUAAUGUUGGUUUGAAUGUGCAUAAAGCCGGCCAGCAAGGACAAGGACAUGGACACGGACACGGACAUGAUCAUAAUCAAGGUAGUCAGGCUAUGCAACUGGCACCGGUAGCUCUUCAGAAACAGAUAAUAUGCCUUUCGCCAACAAGUGGCAUUUCCGACGGGGUCGUUGUCAGCGAUUAUGAAUCAUCCUACCGCACACAUCAUCAUCAUCAUCAUCAUCAUCAUGAGCAUGAACUUCUAAUGGCCACGUCCUCCACAUCGAACAAUUCGACUGGCGGUCGCAGCUCUCAGCUAAGGUUGCAGCAUAGCCCAACGCUUAGUCCGCACUCGGUAUCUGCCGGUUCCGUGGUCUCCAUGUCAUUGCACUCGCCGGCAUCGGUUGUUACGCUGCCGCACAUGAACGGAUCCGUUGCAAAUCUUACGGUUGACUUGCCCGUCGUUGUCUCGCUUUCGCCGACACCGCCGCCCGGCGAUGGCUCGAUUGCUGUUAAUAUCGAUGAAAUUGUCCAGCGACAGAGUCAAAAGCAACAACACCAGCAACAACAACAGCACAGUCAUCACGACGGCAAUGAAUGCAAUCCAAACGGCGACCAUAACCUAACCAAUAUAACUAGUAGCAAUAACUUGGAAGUGUGCAAUAUAAGUCAACAACAGAACGGAUUCGUCGGCGAGCAACAAACCCAGCCCAAGCUGGCAACGCAUUCCCCGAAAUUAACUGGAGUCGCAUCGGCGGCAACAAUGUCCAGCAACGUCUCCUCGACAGCUGCGGUCAACAACAAUCGUUCAAACGGUCCCAAUGACAUGGAGGAGAUCAAUACCAAGGAGCUGGCUCAACGCAUCUCCGCCGAGUUGAAGCGUUACAGCAUACCGCAGGCGAUUUUUGCACAGCGUGUCCUUUGCCGAUCGCAGGGUACGCUGUCGGAUCUAUUGCGCAACCCGAAGCCAUGGUCCAAGCUUAAAUCGGGACGCGAGACCUUCCGCCGCAUGUUCAAAUGGCUCCAAGAGCCAGAGUUCCAGCGCAUGUCCGCCUUGCGCAUGGCAGCCGCACAGAUACCCCAGCGACCAGCAACUGGCGUUGGUUCUGGUUCCGUUUCUGGUUCCGGUUCUGGUGUGGGUAGCAUGGGAAAUGUUGUGUUUUCAUCGGGAUCAGCAUCGACGGCCCCCGCCGUCGUGUUGACCAACACAACUUCGGACGCAUCGCAUGGCUCAACCAUUUCGGGAAAUUCCAUGUUAAGCGGAUCUGCCGGUUCUGGUGUUGGCGUCGGGUCCAAUUGCCGUCGCAAGGAGGAGCCGCAUAUAGAACAAAUGCCGCAGCCAAAAAAGCCGCGUCUAGUGUUUACGGAUCUACAGCGGCGGACACUACAAGCAAUUUUUAAGGAAACAAAGAGGCCUUCAAAGGAGAUGCAAGUGACAAUUGCACGCCAGCUGGGGCUGGAGCCGACCACGGUGGGCAACUUCUUUAUGAACGCUCGUCGACGCUCCAUGGAUAAGUGGCGCGAUGACGACACCAAGAAUGCACAGCAUCCGCAUGGUCGGUCACAUGCGCAUCAGACGGAGGAGACGGAGGAGGAGAGGGAGAGCAACAGUGGAACGCAUGGGCAUUACGGAAGUCUGCAUACGACAGCGAUGUCGCCAUUGGGGAACUUCGACGAUGAGGGCGAAAUGGACUUGGACCUGGAGCAUCAUGAUUUCCUGGUGGACGAUCACGACGAUAACGAUGAGCACGACGACAUGUUGUGACAUAAUGGCAAACAGACGCGAAGAACACAGCGCAGCAAACAGUCCCAGAGUGAAAAUAUUACUCAGAAUUCCUGCACUCGCACCUUUACUCACAGCCACACCCAUGACGAUUCCGAAUCGGAUGCGGUUACGGAUAAUAAUAUGAAUCCAGGUCCGACGUUUACGCACUCAAGACCCAAUAGGAAGAUCGUAUUAUCGAAGCGUACCAAAAGACUUCCGAAUCAUAAGAAUCGGAUCGUAAGAACAGCCUUCAACGUAAAUCCCGACGAACUAGGCCACUUUCAACUAGUUGAGCUCGAGUCUGAGAAAGAGGAACCACAAGCUAAUCAGACACGAUCGCAUCCAGACUCCGACCCGGACUCGUUGCCGGGCCAAUGGUCGCCCAGUUUGGUUGUGCAACAGGCGGACAUAUCGAUUGAUGGCUUGGGGGUUGCCGAUUGUAUUGAGUACCUGAAUAAUCAGGUAGAAGUGGACGACAGCUUGCUGGCCAGCAUCAACUCGGCAAAGCUUGUGUCGGUUCGCUUAGGUUCAAAUUAUUACAAAGAUCCGAAAUUAAAACUAAAUGAUCGUUGGUCCACCAAGCUUCAAUUACACCACUUCAAUUAACCUAGUUUACAUUUCGUUCUCCUCACAAGAGCUAUGUGAAAAUAUCGAUCCUUACACCUACACACACUUAUAAUAUAAAGGGUGUUUUUCUUUGUUUUUGGGUACCACAGACCUAUUUUUGUCAAACAAAGUGAAAGUAAAAGUGGUCGACGGUGCACAACUAGGAGAUACUCAGCAAUAUUUCAUUUCCAAUAAAUCCGUAAGCUCUCUCCUCUUGUAGUUAUUCUUGUGAUGUAAGUUCAUGCUAGGACUUUUUUAUUUAACAUCCGAUCGACCCAUAACUCAUUUCGAAAGAUCUUUGUGCAAAUUCAUUUCGAACCUUUCGCAAAAUCCAGACCUCCUUGGUGGAAAAUGGGUGGAAACGAUUUGUGCUAUUUCCUACUUUUUCCCAAAAUGGUACGAAAGCUCUUUAUCUUAUUGAAUGAACAAAUGGUUCAAGGAUAUUGGAAGUGAAUACAGAAACUUAAAACGUAUUUUCAAACAUAGAUAUGUGAAAUAUAAUUUGAGACAUGCUGUUCAAGGAAAUGAGGGUAUAUUUCGAUUUGCCACGGUGGAGAAUGUGUGGAAAAGUGAUAUCUUAAAUAGGUAAUAGGCCGUGGAGAAAACGCCAAUUUUAUAAAUGCACAAAAAAUGUUAACCACAAUUUUGGAAAUUGAUAACUUCUGGGUAAAUAUUCUGGGAAAAAUCUGGCAAAAUGAGAGAUAUAUAGCUUAGAAUUUGGGCACAUUUAUUUUGUAAAGGUUCAGUGCCAUUUUUCGACCUGAAAACCCUAUAUAAAGCUCAAUCUUCAAAAAAGUCAUGCAAGAAUCAAUUUUCCAAAGUGUGAAGAUAUCUUCUGGUUGAGUACUUAACAAUCUUUGUUUUUUUUUUCUCAAAUAAAAAAACUAAUCAAUUCCAUAAAUAUUUUGGGACUAACGAAGUGGUAGACAAAAAAGUCUUUGGAAGUUUCACUCAGUUAACUUUCAUUGAAAGCCAAUAUGCUCAGUAUAUGGUAUAUGGUAUAUGGUUUUUGUCUCUUUGAACCAAUAAAAAAAGUCCUUGUAAAUGAUGCAAAUUUCUUUGGUACCUGAUUCGAAAAUUCAGCUUAUUUUGUAAGACAAUUUCUUUGUUAAUCUUUCUCUUACCCUAUACCGUUAAGUAGUAGAAAAUAGUACUGUACAUUUGAUGUGGCAAUAUACUAACUUUUGCGAGCGUAAUAUUUUAGUUUACAGACAUUUUAGACAAGCUCGGACAUGUACACACACACACACACACAUACACUUUAAAACGCAUGUACAUACAUACAUACACACAUACAUUAUUAGAUGCGUUUGAAACCGAGUGAUGGAAACUUUUAAAAUCUCACAAAAAGAAUGUCAAAAAUGUAACUAUGUAAAUCUAGUCAAAUUUAUAAAAUAAACAAGGUACAACUAAAUACAAAUAUAUAAUAAUAAUAAUAAUACACUGAAGUCAUUUAAACUUAAACACACAAAUAACACUAUGUGUAAAUACUGUAAUGCUUUUUACAUUAUCGAAAUUUAACUAUAUAAAUAUGUAUAUGUAUAUACGCGUGUACUAUUAGAAAGGAACAUACAUAUAUAUACACACACACAUGUGCAUAUUGUAUGUACAUAAGUAUGUACGGUUAUUUAGUUUUGCAAAUACCAAAUACCAAAAGAAAAAAAUACCAAUGUUUAAUGUCUUUAUAUUUUCUCACUGAAGAUAGAAUCCAAACAUUUAGAAACAAGUAGCACGAAUGACUUAAUAUAUAAUAUUAUAUUAGUUAUGUGGGUGCAUAUACAUAUAUAUAUAUAUAUAUAUGGUAUAUGCAUACUACUUAUUAUUUAACAGUUAUUGAAGAAAAAUAUGAACACGAAUGCGAAUACUCAUACAGAUGCAGCGCUAAGAUACAUAUAUGCUAGUCAAUUUAGUCUAAACGAGGUGCAAACACAUACAAUGCACAUACAAUGAACACUACAAAUAUUAUAAAUGGAGUACGUACAUUUACGUAGACCCAUUCAAAUACUUACAUACAUAUGUAUAAAUAAGGUAAAUGCAAUAAAUAAAACAAAUCCAAAUUCCGCAACUAAUUAUUUAAUUUCAAUCCUUUUUUAAGCUGCCUCUCCUACUCUUUCUUUAAGUAUCAUAUCUGAAGUAAUUGUGCAAUAAAUAACAUCUAGCACAUGAAA
Molecule: messenger RNA, 6623 nt
Organism: Drosophila montana
Lineage: Eukaryota; Metazoa; Arthropoda; Insecta; Diptera; Drosophilidae
Gene: onecut
Product: onecut
Exons: 4
Coding region: 490-3849 (1119 amino acids)
Biological process (GO): regulation of transcription by RNA polymerase II
Cellular component (GO): nucleus
Molecular function (GO): DNA-binding transcription factor activity, RNA polymerase II-specific; RNA polymerase II cis-regulatory region sequence-specific DNA binding
Source: RefSeq, a predicted model, not a curated record